Messenger RNA from Klebsormidium nitens, 2218 nucleotides. Lineage: Eukaryota; Viridiplantae; Streptophyta; Klebsormidiophyceae; Klebsormidiales; Klebsormidiaceae. The record is from the annotation of a GenBank genome assembly.
CGCAAACGGGAAAGCCGAAUGGGGGCAGAAUGGUGCGGAAGGGGCGGUCGAACCGGACUGGGCUCAGAGCUUGGUUGCCGGCGCCAUCUGCUCCAAUCACAGCAGAUUGGCCCUCAAGGGCAUCCUCUGCGCUUGUAGGCUCGUGAGAUUAGGUUUUGGUGGUAGUGGCGUCUUGUUGAGAGCUAGCUUGGAGUGUGCUUGAGCUGGCCGAGGGUUCACGGGGUUUUACAAUGCUAAAAGAUCUCUGAGCUAAAACCUAUGCUCCGGGGCAAAAUGGUGCCAGGGCACGCAGGCGGCGGCACCAUGCACAGAAAGAAGGAAGUAGACGUCCCGACCAUUGAUGGCUCUGCGCCUCCGGUCAUGCAAAGGGGUCUUCGCAGCCCUGGUCUUAGAACGCCACCAAAGGACGGGAGCUUCUCCAGCCUCUUCAAUGUCUUCAUAACCCUCCUGCUGGCCCUCAUGAUCAUGGCUCUGACGGGAUUUCCUGCAUCUCUCUUCAGUAAACCUUUUUUGUGUCGACACUUUCCGCUUCUUCUAAAGAACAAUCGGGACUGCAUAAUCCUGAGGACGUCGGAACUAGGGUGGGAUCAUUUGCAGAGGUUCAGCGCAGGGGAGAUCCCAGAGGACAAGAAGGCUGUGACAAAAAAGCCUAGGGAGGAGGUUGCUAGGGACAAUCUCCAGGCUCGAGUCAAGCAUUUCUUGGAGCAAGCCGCAUUGCUCGGGGAACAGCAGAUUCCUAGGGGGACCGUGAAGACUGUCACGUUACGAGAUGCGAUCGCAAAGCAGUUGGAGCCAUGGCUGGGGGAGGGGAAUGUGGUGUACACUCGGAAGGAUCUGGAAGAUUUGCACGGAAGGUUUCCGUACAGCGUGCGGGUGGUCGUCCAAGGGAAGAGCGUGCAGGUGCAUCAUCAUAAGCAGCAGGAGGACAAUCCUGAGUGGGCAACUUGGUACCGAGGGGAACAGCUUCGCGUCAUGCUCGAGUGGCUCGCGGACCGGAAUCUGCUACCAAGCUACGUGGACUUUGUCGCUAACCUGGGCGACAAACCGCGGGUGGUUAAGGAGGACGCAACCAAGGGCUGGCCGCCGAUGUUCUCCUACUGCUCGAGUGACGAGACACGAGACGUCAUUUUUGUGGGAUACCAGUAUACUCGGUGUUUCUCCCGACCGUGGCAUUCGGACGAUGCUUGUCCGAACCCCCCCUGGAACUGGACCGCCGUCGAGGCCGAUCAUCCGUGGGAGAGCAAACAGGACCAGGCACUUUGGCAAGGGGCCGUCGCAGGGGGGUUCUACGAGGCGUCGAAUUGGCGGGAUAAGCCGCGGUCGCAGCUGGUGAAGCUUUCGCUCGAGUACCCCGACAUCCUGAACGCGACGUUCCUCCAGUGCGAUCCCAGUCAAUGCACGCCAGAGGCGAAUUGGUUCAUAAUGAACGAACUGGGCUACGCCGAGCACACAGUCACGCUUCAAGAUCAGCUCAAGUACAAAUACCUGGUCGACAUCGACGGGGAAUCUUGGAGUCCGGCCUUCUUCGAGUUGCUCUCGACCGGGUCCGUCGUAUUUAAGCAGCAAACUACGUAUCGCGAGUUUAGCGACAUAUUCUUCAAGCCGGAUGUGCACUACAUCCAGUAUGCGCCAGACCUUAAAGACCUGCCAAUCAAGAUCAUGACGGCGCUCGAAAUGGACGAGCAUAUGAAGAAGAUGGGCAAGCUCGCGACCGAAACGGCGCGGGCGGUCGUCGAGACGGCCGCGCCCCUAGAGUACGUUGCUAUCAUGUUGAAGUCGUAUGCCAAGCUAUUGCAGAAACCAGAGGCCGAGAUCUGAUUCUUAGUGUACGUUACUGGGCUGCGUAGUAUGGUAUGCCAAUGUGCUGUGGUCACAGGUCCAGGUCUUAAAUUGGGCAGAGGUUGUUAAUUAUGUUAAUUACCCGUUUCAGUUGAAGUACUCCGACUCUUAAUCGGCGGCCCAUCAUUGGGAUCUUAAGCUGGACUAAAUUGAGCCUGCGUAUGCAUUAGCAUAGGACAGCAAAAGACGAUUGACAUAGAAUAGGUUGAAGUGCUUCACGUAACCCCGUCCUUAAGAGCCAACCUGCCGGAAUUUUGUUUUCAAAAGAGCCGGUCAGAUCUUGUUACAUCCAUGGCGUCGACUUUCCAAAAAGGAAACUCAGGAUCGACCAUUGGGCUCUAUAGUACUGCACUCGCUUCGAUCAACGCCUCAAUCACAG